Molecule: messenger RNA, 771 nt
Organism: Abrus precatorius (Indian licorice)
Lineage: Eukaryota; Viridiplantae; Streptophyta; Magnoliopsida; Fabales; Fabaceae
Exons: 1
Coding region: 1-771 (256 amino acids)
Source: RefSeq, a predicted model, not a curated record
AUGAGUGGGUUUGAAGCAUCCACAUCUGAUGAAUUGAUUAGAGAUAAAUGCAUCAUUAACGAUAGAUUGUGCAAUGUUCUGUUUGAUUCUGGUGCAACGCACUCCUUUGUUUCUAUGGAUUUUGUGAAUUGUAUUGGAUUGCCAAUAUCUUCCCUGCCAUGUGAUGUUAUUGUGUCCACUCCUACAGCUAAGCUUGUUGUAACUUCUUCUAUGUGCUUAGGUUUUUCUAUAAUGAUUCAUGGUAGGAAUUUUUGUGGGGACUUAAUUUGUUUACCGCUUUCUCAACUAGAUAUUGUUUUGGGCAUGGAUUGGCUGCCAUCCAAUCUUGUUCUGUUAGAUUGUAAGGAGAAAGCUUUAAUCUUUGGUGAUGAUACACCGGGAAAAUUUAGACUCCUAAAUAUGGGUGAAGCCAAAAACGUGGAUGAAGCUAAGGCUUUCAUGGUACUGUUCUCUGCUAAGAUUAAUAAGGCCAUGAAAGCUGCACAUAUUCCAGUGGUGCAAGAUUUUUUGGAAGUUUUUCCAAUGGAUGUGACAGAAUUAUCACUAGAAAGAGAAAUUGAAUUCACUAUCAAUUUGAUUCUGAAAGCAAGCCCAGUAUCUAUCACACCUUAUCAAAUGUCACCAAUAGAGUUAGCUGAAAUGAAAAAGCAAGUGGAAGAUCUAUUAAAAAGGCAAUUUGUAAGACCAAGCGUGUCACCAUGGGGGGCUCCAGUACUUUUGGUAAAAAAAGAAGGAUGGAGCAUGGGAAUGUGCAUUGAUUAUCGCAGUUAA